Anopheles stephensi (Asian malaria mosquito) is the source of this 1302-nucleotide messenger RNA. Its product is annotated as clavesin-1-like. NCBI's taxonomy places the organism in Eukaryota, Metazoa, Arthropoda, Insecta, Diptera, Culicidae. Gene Ontology annotation, cellular component: membrane. The transcript is spliced from 6 exons. Bases 250 to 1182 code for a protein of 310 amino acids. The record is from RefSeq and is a predicted model, not a curated record. Gene Ontology annotation, molecular function: phosphatidylinositol bisphosphate binding.
AAGUUCGUCCAGUCUCGGCGAACGCCGGCCGGCAUGUGGUGCGUUUUCUUCUCCAGUUUUGCUUUCCAUUCCCAGUUGAUUCGUUCGCAACCCGAUUCUUAAGCAGUGUGCGUUAAAACAUUCCCCACGCUCCGAUUCCUGGAGCCGUUUUGACUUUCUUGCUGACAUUUGGGUACGAGGACGCACGCCGAUAUUAUUGUUUGCUGUGGCGUCUUGCGGGAAGCAUACGUUCGUCUGUCCGGGAUCACAAUGGCUUUGCGUUACGAUGAGCAGCGAACGCCGUUUGUAGACUUUGGAAAUGGUGUGAAGCUGGCACUGAACUUGGACGAGUUUACGGACGCGCUGUCGAAGGAAAAGGCUGCGAAAGAGCUGCGCGAAACGCCCGACGUGAUGGAUGCCUCCAUUCGGAAGCUUCGCGAGUUAAUUCAGCAGGAAAAGCAGCUGCGAGUUCCGGUGCAGGAUGAGUCGUAUCUGAUGCGGUUUUUGCGUCCCAAGAAAUACUAUCCGGACAGCACGUUCGAUAUGAUGAAAGCCUUCUAUCGGAUGAAAGCGCGAGAAAACUUCAUCUCCGACCACUUGACCACGGCAUCGAUCAAAAACGCGCUCGAGGAUCGCGUUGUGCAGAUACUGCCCAAGCGCGAUCAGCAUGGACGACGCAUACUGUACAUGGAAAUGGGAGCAAAGUGGAACUGCAGCAGGGUGCCGGCGCUGGAGGUGAUUCGCUGCACCAACAUGCUAAUGGAGACGGUUGGCCGCGAACCGGUGACCCAGCUGAACGGCAUCGUGUUCGUCAUCAACUUCGACAAGCUGUCCCUGUCGCACAUCAGCCAGUUUCCGCCCAAGUUCGUGAAGACGGUCGUGGACCAUGGCCAGAAGAACUCACCCUACCGCAUCAAGGGCAUACACAUCGUGAACAAUGCGCGCAUGUUUAACAUCUUCUUCAAGAUAUUCAAACCAUUUCUGGGCAAAAAGUGGAGCCAGCGGAUCUUUCUGCACGGUGUCGAGUUUAAGUCACUGCACGAACACAUCGAACCGGACUGUUUGCCCACGUUUCUGGGUGGAGCGUACGAGCUGCCGGUGGCGUACGAUGGAGCAGUGAUCGGGCAGCUGUUGAACUGUUACCGGGAGAAGCUUGAAGAGGAGGAAAAGUAUGGCUAUGCAGCGGAGGUCGAAGAAUCGUAAGCUAUGCGAUUGGAAUUGGGGGCAGAAAUGGCCAUUAUUUUGCACCAGUUUGAAAGGAAAUAUAAAUUAAAAUAAUCAAAACGUUUGACAAAGAAUAAAUUGGAUCAUAUUAUAAUACUA